AGAUUAUCUCCCCUUGAAUGUUCGUCUGACAAGUAUGGCUGUGGAAAUAUGUACAUUUGCUAUCGUCGGAGGGGGAAUAGCUGGAGUUUCCUGUGCCGAGACAUUGUCUGCAUUAUGCCCUGAUGAGAAGGUGCUGCUUGUAACUGCCACUGAUCUUGUCAAGGCUGUAACCAACUUCCAGAAGUUAUCUCGAACCCUGGAGACAUUUGAUGUUGAGGAGAAACCAUCCAGCACUGUGGAGGCUGGCUGUCCUAAUGUGCAGGUUCACAAAUCUACAGCUACGUCGCUGGAUGCUGUCAGACAUGAGCUGAGCUGUGCUGAUGGGCUGACUGUCAGGUAUGACAAGCUGUGUAUAUGCUCUGGAGGAAGACCAAAGGUGAUCAGUAGUGGCAACAAGCAUGUCAUUGGCAUUCGGGAUACAGAGAGUGUGAAGGUGUUCCAACAGAGACUUACUGCAGCAAGACGGAUUGUGGUGGUUGGCAAUGGAGGCAUCGCAACAGAACUGGUCUAUGAGAUUGAGGGUUGUGAGAUGGUGUGGGCAAUCAAGGACAAGUCCAUAGCUUCCAGCAUUCAUCGAUGCAGGGGCUGCAGAGUUCUUCCCUACCACAGCUCAACCAGGAUGGACAGCUGAGCAACACUGGCCUGUGAAGACUCAGAAAUUACAUGCAAAGAAGGGAACCUGGAGUCACAAAGGUCAGA
Molecule: messenger RNA, 699 nt
Organism: Haliotis rubra (blacklip abalone)
Lineage: Eukaryota; Metazoa; Mollusca; Gastropoda; Lepetellida; Haliotidae
Product: pyridine nucleotide-disulfide oxidoreductase domain-containing protein 1-like
Exons: 7
Coding region: 35-631 (198 amino acids)
Molecular function (GO): oxidoreductase activity
Source: RefSeq, a predicted model, not a curated record